AUGGAGAAUAUCAAGAUCGCAGUUGUUGGCUUAGGCCCGGCAGGACUAACGGCGUUGAAGUUUCUGAGAGAAGAGGGAUUUGAUGCCGUCGCGUUCGAAAGGCGAGAAAAAAUUGGUGGGCUGUGGUCAUACAGCGAGAAUGCAACCUACACUUCCGCUCUGAAAGAGACCGUGUGUAACGUUAGCAAGUUCGUGUGGGGCUUCAGUGAUUAUCCUCUUUCAACAAAAUCCCUACCGUAUCCCACGAGCUCUCAAGUAGCGGCAUACUUCAACUCUUAUGCCUCCCAUUUCAACUUGCAAGAUCAUGUGCGUUUCAAUACUACAGUUCGGAAAGUGACCCGAAAUGCUGCCGAUACUGCAUGGGACGUCCACAUCACGAAUCCGGAUGGCGAUGCAGUUCUGUCCUUUGAUAAGGUGGUUUUCUGCCAAGGAGCGGAAACCACCCCAUCAUGGCCCUCAUUGCCUAACAGGGACAAGUUUAAGGGCGUCGUGAUACAUUCGCAGGCAUAUAAAAACCCGGAACCGUUUAAAGGCAAGAAGGUCUUGGUCGUGGGGAUCGGCAACACGGCGUGCGAUAUCUCCUUAGCACUCCGUAACCAUACUGCUAAACUGUAUCAAAGUUACAGACGUGGCAAGAUAAUGGUGUCGCGAACUUCGGAUAAUGGUAUCCCUUUUGAUGCGCAGUACUCGUGGCCGGAGGUGCGAUUGAAGUACUGUCUUGAUAGCAAGCUACCAUGGUUGAUGUGGCCGGUGACGAACAAAAUCAUGACCAAUAAAAUGAUCAACGAUACGGCUCGCUUUGGGCCUGAGUUGCCGGGAAUGUCUCGGAACGAGAAGCUCAAGUAUGCCGAACGCAAGCUUCGAGAGGACUGGCGUUUGCUUCCUCAUCCUAGUAUGGCGCACGUCCAUCCCGGAGCUCAAGAGGAGUUCAUCCCAGCUCUCUACGAGGAAGAGAUCAUUCCGGUGAAAGGGUUCAAGAGCUUUACCGCCGACAAAGAAGUUCUCCUCGAAGAUGGCACGAAGCUUGAAGUAGAUGUUGUCAUCUUUUGCACAGGGUACAAACUCGACUUCAGCAUUAUGCCUGAGAUGGAGAUGGACGGCGCUGCUGGGUUGCCGUUGAAAAAAGCGGUAGAAGAGCCUCUUGUCAAAAUGGACGGCGGGGAUGAGACUGCUGGUGAGAAUCAAGGCUCACAAAAGCCUCAUCUACCUCGGUUAUUCCAGAUGAUAUUCCCCCCACGCUGGGCAUCGUCUAUAGCUUUCAUGAACUGGAUGUCUCCCCAAGAACCUGUAUGGAGUGUGCGAGAACUUGCUUCGAUGGCGGUUUCUCAGAUCUGGGCAGCUGAGACUGCUAAGGCUGCGGGUGAACCCGUGCGCACCGAUGGGUAUCGCUCGCCCGCGCUACUCCCGUCCUUGGAUAAGAUGAAUGCGGAGGUUGACGCGUACCAGAACUGGUGGCGUGGUGAAUGGGAAAAGGAACGUUCCUUGAGUUCUGGUUACCUUCGCGCGCACUCGUUUUACCGAUUCCUCCACGAUGCGGCGGGGACCGGCCUAUACGACAACAUCGACCAUAUGUUCACCGGACGUGGUUGGGGGCUAUGGUGGAACGACCGGGAACUAUGGACUUUGCUCGCUAAGGGACCGAUGAACUGUUAUUCCUGGCGUCUAUUUGAAACGAAUCCCGACGGUGUGCCGGGAUGUGGGCGGAAGAUUUGGCCCGGUGCUCGAAAGGCCAUGCAAGAAGUGUAUGAAAACUACGAAGAGUUCAAACAUCAAGCGGAAGCGAGGUACAAGGAAAAUGGAAAUCAGGUCAAAAAUAACUAG
Molecule: messenger RNA, 1821 nt
Organism: Hypoxylon trugodes
Lineage: Eukaryota; Fungi; Ascomycota; Sordariomycetes; Xylariales; Hypoxylaceae
Product: FAD/NAD(P)-binding domain-containing protein
Exons: 6
Coding region: 1-1821 (606 amino acids)
Molecular function (GO): flavin adenine dinucleotide binding; NADP binding; N,N-dimethylaniline monooxygenase activity
Source: RefSeq, a predicted model, not a curated record